Molecule: messenger RNA, 1894 nt
Organism: Scomber japonicus (chub mackerel)
Lineage: Eukaryota; Metazoa; Chordata; Actinopteri; Scombriformes; Scombridae
Gene: elp4
Product: elongator acetyltransferase complex subunit 4
Exons: 10
Coding region: 12-1238 (408 amino acids)
Biological process (GO): tRNA wobble uridine modification
Cellular component (GO): transcription elongation factor complex; elongator holoenzyme complex; cytoplasm
Source: RefSeq, a predicted model, not a curated record
UCACAGCCAGUAUGGCAGCUCCCGCGAACCGUGUGUCUAAACCCUCCGGUGAACGUUUACCGUUCAAUACUACGAGUUUUCAGAAGAAAACAAGGAGCAAGUUGUUAUCCAUACCCGGCACCCGACCUUCGGUUCAAAAUGGACAGCUCUUAGUUUCCACCGGUGUCACAUCACUCGACUAUCUACUCGGUGGCGGGUUAGCAGUUGGAACAGUGCUUCUCAUAGAGGAGGACCGAUAUGAUAGCUACUCUCGCAUGAUCUUAAAAUACUUCCUGGCAGAAGGAGUGGUGUGUCGACACGAACUCUUCGUCGCAGCGGCUCAAGAUAACCCAACUGACAUCUUACAGGAACUCCCUGAUCCAAUCUUGGACGAUGUUGCUAUCCACAAACCAGUGGAGCAGCCCAGGCUGUCUUGUGAACCUCAAGAUAGUUUGGAUGCCAUGAAGAUUGCCUGGCGUUAUCAGAAUCUUCCAAAAGUGCAGAGUGCCCUGGCAUCCUCGUCCCGGUUCGGGCACUACUAUGACGUCUCCAAGACGAUGGAACCAGAAAUUCGCCAGGCAGCCAAGUGCCACCCCUUUUACCUUCCAGAACAUCCCACCCAGUCAUCACCCACACACAGUCCCAUGCUUGAGUCCUACUCCGCAUUGCUGAAGUCUCUUGAGGACGUCAUACACAGGGAGGGCUUUGAUGUAGCAACACCCAUGUCAAACUCGCGUAACAUCCUACGCAUUGGGCUCCACUCUCUCGGCUCGGCUCUGUGGGGUGAUGACCUGUGUUGUCAUGACAACCCAAGACAUGGCCACGCCCUCACUACCUUUCUCUAUGGACUGCGAGCUUUGCUGAGGUCAUCACUGGCAGUUGGAGUAGUUACUGUGCCUUCACAUCUUAUCCAGAACAGAGCUCUAAUGGGCAGCAUAACCAGGCUAUGUGACAAUGCCAUAGCCCUAGAAUCAUUCAAAGGCUCUGAGAGAGAGACCAACCCACUCUACAAAGAUUACCAUGGCCUGUUACAUGUGCGCCAGGUACCUCACCUGAACUGUCUGGUGAGUCAACUCCCUGACCACAAGGACCUGGCUUUUAAGCUCAAGAGGAAACAGUUCAGCAUUGAGAGACUGCAUUUGCCUCCAGACUUGUCUGAGACAGUGAGUCGUGUGAGCAGGGGGGAGCUGGCAGGAGCGACCAUGGUGGCCUCAGCCUGUGGCUCCGGCACUUCCGGCAACAAACACCUGGAUUUCUAGAGCUCCCACACAGUCGCUACGGGCAACUAACACCUGGAACGCUGCAGCGUUGCCCUCUUUACCGUGGUGACCAGGUUGUUCUCUCGCCCACGUAAUGUCAACUGCAAUAACCCUGCCAGCCAUUACCACCUGCCAACUGUCCCAGCCAGGGGUGAAGAUCUAAACAUCCACAGUACCCCUCCUCAGAAUGGACACAUUUCAGCCUUGUUUAUAUCAAUCCACAGUAUACUCUACAUCUUUCUGGCUCUGACAGCAAAUAAAUGCACAUUCAAAGUUGUCAGGAGAAGCUCAUUAAAAUUGUUAUUUGCCAAUUUUUCUCACCCUUAUUUACAUUUUGUCAGUGUUAUUUGCAAUGAAUUUCAGUCCAACAGUGUCUCAAAAUGUUAAGAUAAAGGAAUAAAACUGACUUGGCCCAGUUAAACAUCAAGAUUUUUUUCUUUUUGCCUCUGGGGACUUUGUUUACAAGUAAAGUGUGAUCAUGGUAUAUUUUUUAGUCUUUACAGAUUAUCAUUUCUGGUAGACAUUAAAUAAUUGACCUGCAUUCUCCCAAACUCUGGGCUUACUUUAGCUCAGCUCCACUAUGUACAAUAGUCGUAAAAUCCAAUUUAUUUUCUAGGACAAUGAAAUGUGCUUCUGUUAAGUUAAAUAAAAUCAAA